CGUUCAGAUGUUGCGAAUCUUCUUCUUCCCCUUGCUGGCAAUCGCCGGCCUCGGUAGCGCCAUAACCCCCUACGUGCCUCAAACACCUCCCUUGACCACGCCAUGGACGGACAACGUCGGGACCAGCCCUUGGCCGGAGUAUCCCCGGCCGCAACUGGAACGGGCACAAUGGCAGAAUCUGAACGGUAUCUGGCAGUACCGCAACGCGUCUGGCGCGUCUGCAAUCGAGAAUCCGCCCUUCGGUGAGACUCUGGACAACGAAGUGCUGGUUCCCUCAUGCCUUGAGAGUGGCCUGUCCGGUCUGCAGGGAAGAUAUGCUUUAUAUUCUUGGCUAUCCACCAAUUUCACCGUCCCUCCCAGAUGGCAGAGGCAGAAUAUUCUAGUAAACUUCGGUGCUGUCGACUAUGAAGCAACCGUCUUCAUCAACCGGCAAAAAGUAGCUUUCCACCGUGGAGGUUACUUUGAAUUCACAGUUGACGCAACUGAAUAUAUUACCUUCAAUGGAACAAAUGAACUGCUUGUCUUUGUACAUGACCCAACGGAGGGGGAGGGAGCCGUUAUCCCGAUUGGCAAGCAGCGGCUGUCACCCUCACAUAUCUUCUACACACCCUGUAGCGGGAUCUGGCAAACUGUGUGGAUCGAAGCUGCGCCAGCAGACUACAUUACCCGACUCGAUCUAACGGCCGACAUGCAAGGCGUUGUGACCGUCACUGUCUACAGUGCAUCCGGAAACAACACUCCUGUCGUGGUGUCUGUCCAGGAUGGUGACCAUACGAUCGCGUCGCAAAAUGGCACGGCAAACCAACAAUUCAAGUUUACGGCCGACGGUGUGAGGCUAUGGUCACCGGAUACACCUGAUCUAUACAACAUAAGCGUCACCAUGGGUCGUGACCAGGUCGGUAGCUACACGGGUUUCCGCACCAUAUCCAAGGGUACAGUGAAUGGGGUAGUCCGCCCCUUAGUGAACGGCGAGUUCAUGUUCCUUUUUGGCACUUUGGACCAGGGAUACUGGCCCGACGGCAUCUACACCCCUCCGAACCGAGACGCAAUGAUCUAUGAUCUCAAGGUGCUGAAAGAUCUCGGAUUCAACAUGCUUCGAAAGCAUAUCAAGGUCGAGCCCGCACUCUUCUACCGUGCUUGUGAUGAGCUGGGUCUCCUAGUUAUCCAGGAUAUGCCUGCUCUCUUUCUCGCGCAGCCCAAUGCCAACCAACAGCAAGAAUUCACGCGCCAGCUAGGGUUGAUGGUCAAUCAACUCAAGAACUACCCAUGCAUUUUUACCUGGGUAAUAUACAACGAAGGAUGGGGCCAGCCCUCUACAUGGCAUCCGGAAUUUGGUCUCACGGACAUGGUGAAGAAACUAGAUUCGACUCGUCUGGUCGAUGCGGCUUCAGGCUGGUUCGACCACGGAGCUGGUGACUUCAGCGACAAUCAUCACUAUGCGAAUCCCCAAUGUGGAUCUCCCUUCUACUCUCGGUCCUCGAGGCCCUAUGACCCCAACCGCAUCGGCAUUCAAGGUGAAUUCGGCGGCAUUGGCAACAACGUGACAAUUGAAAAUCUUUGGAACGUCCAAGCGGCAAUCAACACCAUCGAUCAGACCUACGAGUUAGACGCUACCAUUGACGUGUGGAACUAUCGGAGUCACACUCUUCUCAGCGAGCUCCGCGACCAGAUUCAACGAUUCUCAUGCAGUGUUGCGGUCUGGACCCAGACUACUGAUGUUGAAGGCGAGCUGAAUGGGUUAAUGACCUAUGACCGACGGUUGAAGCGGGUCAACGAGGCACAAUGGAAGGCAGAUAUCAACAAUCUGUACACGGCAGCUAAGCAACGCGCCACUGUCCAUUCAGAGCUGUGAAGGAGGGUUUCAUCUCAUUGACGUAUAUUAUUAUUAUCUUAAUAUAGCGCAUUUGAUUCUUUUUGUAACUAAAUAGGUAGUUUGAGUCUUGAACCCUUGAGGGCUGGGAAGUUCAAUCAGGUCAGGUCAUCUGUUAGGUACCUACAUCCAUGUAAACGUGAGGUGGGCAACCCUACUUUUGAUUCCAGUUUGUUCUGCAGUGAUCACUUUAUAUAGAACUACAGAUAAUCUGAG
Molecule: messenger RNA, 2086 nt
Organism: Aspergillus ochraceoroseus IBT 24754
Lineage: Eukaryota; Fungi; Ascomycota; Eurotiomycetes; Eurotiales; Aspergillaceae
Product: putative hydrolase
Exons: 8
Coding region: 8-1852 (614 amino acids)
Biological process (GO): carbohydrate metabolic process
Molecular function (GO): hydrolase activity, hydrolyzing O-glycosyl compounds
Source: RefSeq, a predicted model, not a curated record